Messenger RNA from Pogona vitticeps (central bearded dragon), 1719 nucleotides. The record is from RefSeq and is a predicted model, not a curated record. NCBI's taxonomy places the organism in Eukaryota, Metazoa, Chordata, Lepidosauria, Squamata, Agamidae.
CCAGCAUAUUGUCUGUUCCAGAACACCCUGCUGUCUUAGGAUGUGCCCAAUAUUUUCGGCCUCCCGAGGAUAAGUGACACAGCAGCAUCCACGUUCUGAAAACACUUCGAAUUGCAACGUCUCUCCUCCUGGCCUACCUGUGUCCCUGCUUGAGGAAUACAAACAUUAUUUGCAACCAUGUCAGGUGACAGGUGGAGAUGGACCGGCUUUGUCUUGCACUUUCUGCUCUGUGCUAUGACGUUGCCUUCUGUGGCUAGGCAGCAGCCUUCCCACGCCAAGAGACCUUUCCUUAAUUUCACUGUGGACAUGGCGGAAGUCUAUUUCAACCACUUAGUGGUAGAUGAAAGGAAAGGACACAUUUACUUGGGGGCUGUCAAUUGGAUCUACAAACUCUCCAGUGACCUGGAGGUCCAGGCCUUCCACCAGACGGGCCCGGAUAUCGAUAACCCCAAGUGUUACCCUCCAAGAAUCGUUCAGCCCUGCAACGAGCCGUUGGUCUCUACAAAUAACAUCAACAAGAUGCUCCUCAUAGACUACAAAGAGAACAGGUUGAUUGCCUGCGGGAGCCUAUACCAGGGCAUUUGUAAACUCUUGAGGUUGGACGACUUAUUUAAACUUGGGGAGCCCUUCCACAACAAAGAGCACUACCUCUCCGGGGUGAACGAGAGCGGGUCCGUUUUUGGAGUGAUCGUUUCUUACAGCAACAUGGACGACAAGCUGUUCAUUGCUACCGCUGUGGAUGGUAAGCCGGAAUACUUCCCCACAAUUUCCAGUCGGAAGCUGCCCAAGAACUCGGAGGCCGAAGGGAUGUUUGCUUACGUCUUCCAUGACGAGUUUGUGGCCUCUAUGAUUAAGAUCCCAUCGGACACCUUCACCAUCAUCCCUGAUUUUGACAUUUACUACAUCUACGGCUUCAGCAGCGGGAAUUUCGUCUACUUUCUAACCCUCCAGCCUGAGAUGAUCUCUCCACCUGGCUCCACCACCAAGGAGCAGGUCUAUACCUCCAAGUUGGUCCGCCUGUGUAAAGAAGAUACGGCCUUCAACUCGUACGUUGAAGUGCCCAUCGGGUGUGAGAAGAACGGAGUGGAAUACCGCUUGCUUCAGGCGGCCUACCUGUCAAAGGCCGGGGCCAUUUUGGCCAGGUCUCUAGGCAUCCGACCUGAGGAUGACCUCCUUUUCACGGUGUUCUCCAAGGGGCAGAAGAGGAAGAUGAAGUCGUUGGAUGAGUCGGCUCUCUGUAUCUUUGUACUCAAGAGGAUCAAUGACCGCAUCAAGGAGAGGCUGCAGUCCUGCUAUAGGGGCGAAGGGACUUUGGAUCUGGCUUGGCUUAAAGUGAAGGACAUUCCCUGUAGCAGUGCACUGUUAACAAUUGACGAUAAUUUCUGCGGCCUGGAUAUGAAUGCCCCACUUGGAGUAUCUGAGAUGGUCCGAGGGCUUCCCAUCUUCACAGAAGACCGGGACAGGAUGACAUCUGUCAUUGCUUACGUCUAUAAGAACCACUCCUUGGCUUUUGUGGGUACGAAGAGUGGCAAGCUGAAAAAGACAUGGUGGCUUAAAUCCGGCUAUUUGGGGAGACUCAGAAAUGAUUCAUUUCGGCGCACUCUGCCCUCUCUUUCUCUCAUUAAUGUGGGUUUUGAAGGAUUCGUGGAAUACAAGCCUGUCUUGAUUUUGUUUUCCAAGCUAAUAACCCAAUGCGGGAGUCAUCUGUUUCGCAGCUGA